Messenger RNA from Colletotrichum siamense, 360 nucleotides. RefSeq lists its product as uncharacterized. The transcript has a single exon. The record is from RefSeq and is a predicted model, not a curated record. Lineage: Eukaryota; Fungi; Ascomycota; Sordariomycetes; Glomerellales; Glomerellaceae. Bases 1 to 360 code for a protein of 119 amino acids.
AUGCGCGGUAAGUCCGAUGUGGACGAGGAGGCCUUGGGCACUUUUCGACAUCGUAUCGACGUCUGUUUCUUUUGCACAACCGCUUCCAAUUUCGUGACGCUCUGGCGCUGCUUCAUCGUCGUGGCAGAGAUGGGCACUUGCAGCAGUCUUGCAGAUGCAAAUUUCACCGUAAUCUUACUGCCAGGUAUCGUGUACCAGGGCUUGACGGAGACUGGGGGCCUCUGGUCUGUGCGUCCAAAGUACCUCUGGAUCCGCUCCGAAGUCGAGGUACAUUUCCAGGUCGUCGGCUUCGCCCUGCGCGACUCAUGCAUGUGCGAGCUUCUCCUAGACACACAGCAGCAAGGCAAGGCCAAGCCAUAA